UGAAUUAUGAUUUUCUUAUGGACGAAACUGAAAGAUGUUCGUCUUAGCGAUAUCUUCUUCUCCUUCAACUACUCUCAUCAGACUAUCAAAACCAAAUGGGCCAAACCGGUCACCUGUUCGAAAAAUCAUCUGCCUGAAUCAGCAGAGGCAGAGCAAAACCGGUACGGGAAAAUCUUGGAUCGUCCCAACAAGUCUCUCGCUCUUUGGUUCAGGCUUCGUCUUGGGUCCUCUUCUCGAUGGUCUCCACUCACGUGUCGAUCUCGUGGUUUACAAAAACGGAGCUUUCCAAAUCGGUCCUCUUCACACUAACAUCUGGGUACCGUUCUUGCUUGGCUUAUUUUACUGCACAGUAGGUUUGCUGCAACUUCUAUUGGAUGAUAAAACCUCUACAAAGCCUCCACGUGGCAACCUGGACAAAACCGUAGUUUCACUUUUAGCACUGGUGUUGUUCUUAGAGCUAAGUGCUGAAAUGUACAAAGCUGGAGUUUCAGACAACAUAGAAGCUUACAUUCUAUUUGCCUUAGCAGAGUUUCUAUGGUUCUCUCUAGAUAGAACCUGGCUUGGCUUCACCAUCGCCUGUCUCCUCGGUAUCGCCUGUCCCUUAGCUGAAAUCCCCAUUAUGCAAUUCUUUCAUCUGUGGUACUAUCCAGAAGCAAACAUAGAGAUCUUUGGUCAGGGAUUGAUCACUUGGACAACAACUUGCUAUUUUGUGUACACACCGUUCUUGAUCAAUCUUGCAAGAUGGCUCAAGACAGUUGCGAAGACUAUUAGUGAUGUGGAUGACACUACAAAAUGAAAUUUAGCUCAAGCGAAGAACAGUUGUGUUCUUUAAUUACAUAGAGUUUCUCUUUAGUCUCUAAAAGAGCAAAAAGACACCAAAUCAAACAUAUCCCAUGACUAGCAUAAUCCAGAACAUACCGCAUAUGCUGUUUUACCAUUUGAUCCUUGUGUUUGAAUUGCAACUUUGCAAGUUGUUAUCUCAGCUUGAAUUUAUCAUUUUGAUAUGUAAGUAAACAUAUUGUUCAAUAUAAAUCCUAUAUUUCACUCAA
Brassica rapa (field mustard) is the source of this 1049-nucleotide messenger RNA. RefSeq lists its product as uncharacterized. NCBI's taxonomy places the organism in Eukaryota, Viridiplantae, Streptophyta, Magnoliopsida, Brassicales, Brassicaceae. The record is from RefSeq and is a predicted model, not a curated record.